AUGCCUUCUCUACGAUACUACAACGCCAGCGCUCCCUUUUGGGACUUUGUCGCCAACAUGGAGGCGGAACACAACAACAACAACAACAACAACACUCGUUCUCAACAAGCCAACGAGAACGACAACGAGAACGACGACCGUCCUAAUCCAUGGACCGCUGAAGGUUGGGCAGGCUUCCCAUGGGGACCUUUCCCUCAUCGUGGUCGUGGAAGACAUGAACCUCAUCAUCCUCCACCACACCAUGAAGGUCCACCGCCUCCCCCACCUCCACCGGCGGAGGGAGAUUCCUCUGAUACAGAGGGUGGUCCUUCGGACCCAAGAGGUCCACCACCACCACCACCCUUCGGCGAAAACCCCGACGAGGGCCACGAGCAUCGUCGCGGCCCCCACGCUCAUGGCUGCGGCCCUUGCCACCGCGGUGGCUUCGGCGGUCGCGGCGGUCAUGGUCGCGGCAGAGGCGGAGGACCAAGAGGAGGACCAGGGCGCGGCCGAGACCAUCACUUCCACCCCUACGCCAUGCCAGGUCCUUUCGGCGCUUUGGCCGAGAUGUUCCAAAACCAGCUCUUUGGCGAGGAGACGACCACUAGCAAAGACAAACACGAAGACUUCAAACCAGAAGCAGAUGUCUUCGACACCCCGGAAGCAUUCGUGGUCCACGUCUCGCUGCCCGGUGCCAAGAAGGAAGAUGUCGGCGUCAAUUGGGACGCUGAGAAGAGCGAGAUUAGCAUUGCCGGGGUCGUUUAUCGCCCUGGCGACGAGGAAUUUUUGAAGACGCUUGCGCUAAAUGAGCGCAAAGUGGGUGCCUUCGAGCGGAAGGUGCGCCUGGGCAGCAGAGCCAAUCCGGCACAGGUUGAUGUCGACGCCAUCACCGCUCGCAUGGAGGAUGGAGUCCUUACUGUCGAGGUGCCCAAGUUGGAUUCCGGAUACGUCGAGAUCAAGAAGGUGGACAUUGAGUAG
This is a messenger RNA of Lecanosticta acicola, 957 nucleotides long. Lineage: Eukaryota; Fungi; Ascomycota; Dothideomycetes; Mycosphaerellales; Mycosphaerellaceae. The record is from the annotation of a GenBank genome assembly.